Candoia aspera is the source of this 3340-nucleotide messenger RNA. It is a transcript of the gene VIT, whose product is annotated as vitrin. The record is from RefSeq and is a predicted model, not a curated record. Lineage: Eukaryota; Metazoa; Chordata; Lepidosauria; Squamata; Candoiidae. The transcript is spliced from 15 exons. Bases 1 to 2166 code for a protein of 721 amino acids. Gene Ontology annotation, cellular component: interstitial matrix. Gene Ontology annotation, biological process: extracellular matrix organization; positive regulation of cell-substrate adhesion.
AUGCUAAGAUGCCAACAAUUUGAAUUCCCAAGAAGAUGGCAUGAAAUUUUGGAAAUUGAAACUCCAAUGUAUCUGAAAGACACCAACUGGGAAAAGCUAGCACAGAAGAUCUUAAGAAUUUACACCAAAUUGCUGGAUUACAGCACUGUUCCACAAAUUGAGUGUGCCAUCAAAGCUGCAAAGAUCAUCAAUCCAGAAUUUAUUGCUAAAUGUCCCUUGGGAUGUCAGGAUAUUAAAUAUCGGGUCUAUGGCACUGAUAUCUAUGCCUCUUUUUCCAGUGUUUGUGCUGCUGCUAUUCACAGUGGUAUUAUUGACAACUCUGGAGGGAAAGUCUUGGUUCAAAAAGUUGCCGGUCAGUCUGGGUACAAGGGUAGUUUUUCUAAUGGAAUCCGCUCACUGUCAUUACCACGGUGGAAGGAAUCCUUCAUACUUUCAGAAGGCAAAGCCAAAAGAGGAGUGCAAUACCCAUCAACUCUUACCUAUUCAUCUUCUGAAAGCACAGUCACUAAAGGACAAUCGUCACGGAAAGGAUAUCAGACAACUGCUGCUCCAUUACCAGCCACACACGGUGCCGCUAACACACUCAAACCCUUCACCACCAUGGCAGAGUUUGUUAGCACAACUCCAAAGGCAACCACCACUUCAACCACCAUUGCGACAACGACCAUCACCAAAGUGACAACUAUUACAGCAGCCAAGCCUCUUGUUGCAGUGCACAAGGUCAGGGAUCUAGGCUCUACUAGCAUCGUCCAUCCAGCUUACUCAGCAGCAGCAGCGGCAGCAUCAAGGCAAGUUCAAGCUGUACAAGGAAGAACGCAGAACCAAGCAUUCAGAGGCACUUCUGGCUACACAAGUAACAGAACUAUCCUUCAUCCUAAUAUAGCUACCGAAACAGAGGUGUGGAAGUCUGGAUCAAGCCUUUUGGGCCCAGGUUUCAGCUCCAAGGAAGACAUAGUCCCAAAGCCUUUGAAGCCAGUUUCCCAGGGAAAUCCAAAUUGCAAAGUUGACUUAGCUUUCCUGAUAGAUGGGAGCUGGAGCAUUGGCAGACGCCGCUUUCAGAUCCAGAAACAGUUCCUCAAAGAUGUAGCUCAAGCCUUGGAUGUUGGCCUAGCUGGGCCUCUCAUGGGCAUUGUUCAAUAUGGUGAUGAUCCUUCUACUGAAUUUAACUUGAAGGUCUAUGCAAAUACCAAGGACUUAAAAAAUGCCAUUGAGAAAAUACCCCAAAAAGGAGGCUUAUCAAAUGUUGGAAAAGCACUGUCCUUUGUUAACAAAAACUUCUUUGAUGACUCCAAUGGCAACCGACGUGGGGCCCCCAAUGUGGCUGUUGUGAUGGUGGAUGGAUGGCCCACCGAUAAGGUAGAAGAAGCCUCCAGGCUGGCAAGGGAGUCUGGCAUUAAUAUUUUCUUUGUCACCAUUGAGGGACCUGAUGAGAACGAAAAGAAGAAUGUCAUUGAGACAGACUUUGUGGACAAGGCUGUCUGCAGGACCAAUGGAUAUUAUUCUAUUCAUGUUGCCAGCUGGUUUACCUUAUACAAAGUAGCGCAGCCUUUAGUGAAACGAGUCUGUGAUACUGAUCGCCUGGCUUGCAGCAAAACCUGUCUAAAUUCAGCUGACAUUGGGUUUGUCAUUGAUGGAUCCAGCAGUGUUGGCACAGGUAACUUCCGCACCAUUCUCCAGUUUGUAGCCAACAUUAGCAAAGAGUUUGAGAUUUCUGAUACAGACACCCGGAUUGGAGCUGUGCAGUACACUUAUGAACAAAGGCUGGAAUUUGGCUUUAACAAGCACAACACUAAGCAGGAGGUGCUGAACGCUAUAAAAAGAAUCAACUAUUGGAGUGGAGGAACCAGCACUGGAGCAGCCAUCAACUAUGCCUUUGAACAGCUCUUCAGUAAAUCCAAACCCAACAAGCGGAAGAUCAUGAUUCUGAUUACAGAUGGCAGAUCAUAUGAUGAUGUCAGGGGACCAGCUUUAGCAGCACAUCAAAAUGGUGUUAUAGCCUAUUCAAUAGGAAUUGCAUGGGCUGCCCAAGAUGAACUGGAAGCUGUGGCAACUGACCCCGAUAAGGAACAUUCAUUCUUUGUGGAUGAAUUUGACAGACUCUAUAGAUUUGUUCCUAAGAUAAUUCAGAAUAUUUGUACGGAGUUUAAUUCACAGCCACGGAAUUGAUUGCAUCCACAUACCAGGGUUGCAUCACUGAAAUUGCAACCAAUAAAUCAGGCAAUGCCAGCUGGGAAGUUUUACCUAAGAGAUAAUUUCAGAUCUGUUCUCCAGGCAUAACCAUAAUGGAAGUUGUAGAAUGAUGCUCCCCCCACCCUCCUUGCUGGUUUCCAAACUGAUCUGAUAACAAAUUGGCCAACAGUCUUUGAUUUGUUUAAAAUUAUCAGCUGGAGUCAAUGAAUUUAACUUCUCUGUAUAACAGGCAAGGAAUACUUCUGAGGACUUCAAAGCCAUACCUUUAUGGUAAUGAUAGCAUUUCUUUCCAAGGGGGGUGGAGAAGGCAAAAGACAGGCUGACUGACUACUUUCAAAUACUGUAAAACAGUUUGGAUCCUGGCCUUCAGUUACAACUGUUGGCAGCAAUGUAAGGGAUAGGAAGCAAGCAAGCAACUGAUUAAGAAAUAGAAAGUGUGAUGGAAACCAUGUGGCUGUGGCCUGCAUGCCAAGUGUCGGAGGGAUUGUUCUGGGCACAUUGUGUUUCACCAUUACUUACAUUCCAUGUGCUUCAACACAGACCAGUCUGUAACAUGACACCAAACUGAGGGGCAGAUAGAUACAGAUACCAUAAUUCAUCAGAAUUCUCCUUGUUAGGUUCAUGAAGAAGACAGCACAGCCAGAAAUGUUCUACUCAUUGUCAUAUACGUAAGCUGGCUAAUCCUGAAAACUGUUACAAACAUUAUCAUGUUGACCCAAUCAAUCAUAAGUUUCAUUGGGAUAGUGUUUUCCUUUAAAAAACAGAACCUCUAGUAUAUGACUAUUAGCAUUUGAAUUCUAAAACACAAUAAUAUUUAUAAUAGAUUUUUUUGUCCUUAGUAGACUAAAUAGUCGGGGUUCAGUCCUAGUGGCAGCUUCCUGUUGCUUAACAGGAGUUCCAUAAGGAGAAAGAAGUCUCCAAAAGCAGUUUGAAAGUGAUAAUACUCUACAUAUAUAGCCUGAACCAUUCUAAUCUUUCUUGACCUUUUCGAACAACAGUGAGAGAUCCAAAACCAGACUGAUUCUAUUUCAGGAAAUCUUCUACGUACCUGUUUUCAUAUAUAUAUUUUUUCCAAUUUACAAAAACAGGCAUUGAUUGUAAUUUUAUAGGUAUUUCCUAGGUUUUUUUUUAAAACUGGCCUCUUUCCAGA